This is a messenger RNA of Sipha flava (yellow sugarcane aphid), 807 nucleotides long. RefSeq lists its product as uncharacterized. The transcript has a single exon. Gene Ontology annotation, molecular function: nucleic acid binding. Lineage: Eukaryota; Metazoa; Arthropoda; Insecta; Hemiptera; Aphididae. The coding region runs from base 1 to 807 and encodes 268 amino acids. The record is from RefSeq and is a predicted model, not a curated record.
AUGUGGGUGAAUGCCGAUGAUUGUACACAAAAAACGUGGGUAGACAAUACAGUUACAUCUCAUAGGGACACAUUUCUCAAGGGAUUGACGUGUGGUACUACCAACGCAAGUGGCAAGGGAAAACGAAUUAUUGUAGUUCACAUUGGCUCUGAUGAAGGAUUUGUACCUGGUGGGCUAUUGUUAUUUGAGUCCAAAAAGAAUUCUAUUGAUUACCAUGAAGAAAUGAAUGGUGAGACAUUUUUUAACUGGAUUAAAAAUAUUAUUCCGUUGUUAAAAAAAAAUGCUGUUGUGGUAAUGGACAACGCCUCGUACCAUUCCGUUAAAAUUGAAUCGUGUCCUACAACGAAUUGGCGAAAGGCAGAUAUUGAAAAGUGGUUGUACGAAAAAGGUGAAACAUACGAAAAACCUAUGGUUAUACCACGUUUAUUGGAAAUUGUAAAGCGGAUCAAGCCUAGAUACGAUAAGUACGUCAUUGAAGAAUUUGUAAAAAACUAUGACAUUGGAAUACUUCAUUUACCACCAUACCAUUGCGAGCUCAAUCCUAUUGAGCUCGCGUGGUCGUCUGUGAAGAACCAUGUUAAAAUGAACAAUACGACAUUCAAAUUAUCUGAUGUUCAUAAACUUUUAAUUGAUGGCGUUGAACGUGUCACUCCCAAUAUGUGGAAAAACUUUGUCGAGCACACCAUAAAGCAAGAAGACAAAUUUUUGGAAAUCGAUUUUAUUGUUUACGAUGUCAUGGAAAACAUGGGCUCAACCGUUAUGACUAUAACAGGCGAAACUGAUUCUGACUCAGACUGUACGGAAUAA